Sardina pilchardus (European sardine) is the source of this 1430-nucleotide messenger RNA. RefSeq names its product neurexophilin-1-like. Gene Ontology annotation, molecular function: signaling receptor binding. The coding region runs from base 82 to 864 and encodes 260 amino acids. The transcript is spliced from 2 exons. NCBI's taxonomy places the organism in Eukaryota, Metazoa, Chordata, Actinopteri, Clupeiformes, Clupeidae. The record is from RefSeq and is a predicted model, not a curated record.
CUGGAUUUUGGAGAAUUAUUUUGUUCGUCCUGAAACCGAAAGAUUUCUUGCUGGAGAAAGAUUUACAUUGGAGAGGAAGAGAUGCUCUGCCGUUACGGACUUGGGCUGCUGUUUCUGUUCGGGAAAGUGUGUCUGAUGGUUCUUGGUCACAAGGAGGCCAGCAGUGAUGAGUCUGGUGCCCAGCUCAUGGCACCUGGUCUUGGGCAAGCAGAGAGAGCCUCUCCCCUUAAGCUAUGGAGGUUUCAUGGAAAGACCGAACCCUCUCACCUCUUGUCCCUGGACCCCUCCAAAGACCCACACAAGCAGGAUCCACAGCUGUCAAAACAUUUGAGCUCCAGCCCUCCCUUGGCAGCACGUGCCAGACGCCACCCCUUCCUGAAGAGCGGAAAGUUCCAGAAGAUGUUUGGCUGGGGAGACUUCUACUCCAACAUCAAGACGGUGCGCCUCAACCUGCUGGUGACCGGCAAGCUGGUGGACCACCACAACGGCACCUUCAGCGUCUACUUCCGCCACAACUCCACGGGCGAGGGCAACGUCUCCGUGAGCCUGGUGCCGCCGGGCAAGGCGCUGGAGUUCGACCUGGAGCGCCAGAGCGUGGUCUACCCCAAGGACUCCAAGACGUUCACGUGCCGCGUGGACUACGAGAAGGCCGAGCGGAGCAAGCGCACGUUGCCGUGCAACUACGACCCGUCCAAGACGUGCCUGCAGCAGCAGACGCAGAGCCACAUCUCCUGGCUCUGCUCGCGGCCCCUCCGCGUCAUCUGCAUCUACAUCUCCUUCUACAGCACCGACUACCGGCUCGUCCAGAAGGUCUGCCCAGACUACAACUACCACAAUGCCCUGCCCUACCUGCCCUCGGGGUAACCGUGGACACCAGGGCAAACACUGGACACGGAGAAGAGACAGAUAGUCAUGGAUGAGAUAAAGUCAGAGGUCCACACAGUCAGAGAAUACAGUAUAUUUUCACACAGGGGCUUGCUGUUUGAGCCGUGGCAAAGCAUAUGAUUUAAUGCUUGGACCCAUCAUAAGGACUACAAGUAACGUGUUGUUCUAAUAUCUGUAAAUCAAUAUGUUAUCAUUGGAGUAUGAUAUGUUUCAAAAAGCAUACAAGAAGGUCUAUUUUGUCUCUGAUGAAUCUUUGAAUGUUUUUUUUUUAUUUCUCAAGGACCCAGUAGAUGUUAUCUUUUCUGUGUUCAUACCAAACCAAGGACACUGAGACGCUCUAAGCAUGUUCUAUUCACACAUAGAAUUACAAUCCCACGGAUGAUUGGUCCUCCUUUGUUGUAGUUCAACACACCCAAGCAUGAAGGGGGUUAGUGGGGAGUGCAUUCAAACAUUAUCAACCAAAUUCAACACUCUAUGAAGGCGGAGUCUAAAUUGAUUGAUGGCUGGGCUUUGUGACAAAGUGGGUUGGUUUAAAAGUGGGUUGG